AAAGCUGGUUUCUAGAAACAGAUGUAGAAUUGAAGACUGUCCCAGGGAGCCAAAUUUUACGGAUGAAUCACAAACUUAUCGCUUCUCUAACAAUGUCAUAAAUCCAUUCCUUGCACCAUCAGACGUUUUUCAUGCAUUCAAAAGUUUCUAGAGCUCCAGAACCACGAGUACCUCAGGUCCUGCGCACUCACAUCCCCCAGAGAGCCUCCCGCACUAGACCUUUCUCUAGAAGUCCUGAGACUGGGUACUCUCCGAAAGCUGGAGGUUUGUGCGCAGUUUCUACAGUGGUUGAGUGCUUGCGUGAGGAAAGUCCCACUGCUGUUGAUCUCCAUCAAGGUCAAGUUAUCCAGCUUGGCAUGUGCUUAGUGCUGUCUCACAAAGCUGUCAGCAGACACUCGAAGGCUGGCUAUAUAAGUGUCCCACAUAUCCUUGACCAGGAUCGGGAUUUCUCCUGUGUUCGGGAUGUUGUCUGAAGUAUGAUUAACAGCAGCUUGGUUAAUUGCCAGCUACAGGGCACUUCCAUUGGUAAACCAAACCUGGGUUAAAAGGCUCCAGUUCCCUCGCCCCACCAACCAUGAGGUAAAUCUUGUCCAGACUGAAGCAGGGGAUGAUGGUAACCAUCUCCCUCGAUCAGGAACUCCACCUCAUCAGCGUUCUGACCCGAGGCCGGACCCGAGGCCGGACCCGAGGCCAGCCCCGAGGCCAGUCUGGCCGCGCAGUCAGGGCCAUUGUGGAGCCUGCAAGGGAUGCGCAUCUGCCACCUCGCACCUUCGCUGCGGGCACCAUGGGCGUUGCCCACUCCCGCUCUGUGUCAAAGGAGGUGCGGGAGCUCGAGAGCAAGACCGGCUUCUCAUCGGAUCAGAUCGAGCGGCUCCAUCGGAGAUUUAAGCAGCUGAGUGGAGACCAGCCUACCAUUCGCAAGGAGAACUUCAACAAUGUCCCGGACCUGGAGCUCAACCCCAUCCGUUCCAAAAUUGUUCGUGCCUUCUUCGACCACAGGAACCUGCGCAAGGGAUCCAGCGGCCUGGCUGAUGAGAUCAAUUUCGAGGACUUCCUGACUAUCAUGUCCUACUUCCGGCCCAUCGACACCAACACGGGCGAGGAGCAGGUGGCGCAGUCCCGGAAGGAGAAGCUGAGAUUUCUGUUCCACAUGUAUGACGCCGACAGCGACGGCCGCAUCACCCUGGAAGAAUACCGAAAUGUGGUCGAGGAGCUGCUGUUGGAAAACCAGCACAUGGAGGAGUCCGCUGGCUCCAUCGCCGAGGGGGCCAUGAUGGAGGCGGCCAGCGUGUGCUUGGGGCAAAUGGAGCCUGAUCAGGUGUACGAAGGGAUCACCUUCGAGGACUUCCUGAAGAUCUUGCAGGGGAUCGACAUUGAGUCCAAGAUGCACAUCUGCUUCCUUAACAUGGAAACCAUGGCCCUCUGCCACUGACUGGCCGCCACCUCCACAGAGAAACUGCACUUUGCGAUGGGGCCGCCUCCCCGCCCAGUUGGAGUAGCCCAGGCCGGGCGGACAGCCUCUCCCUACAGCUCUGGUACAUGACAAAGGUUCGUCUGCUCACCUUGUGUCUCGUAGGGUAUGGUAUGUGGGACUUUGCUCUUUUUAACUCUAAUAAAAAACAAAA
Messenger RNA from Callithrix jacchus (white-tufted-ear marmoset), 1625 nucleotides. Lineage: Eukaryota; Metazoa; Chordata; Mammalia; Primates; Cebidae. The record is from RefSeq and is a predicted model, not a curated record.